AUGCCCGAGAAGGUGUUGUUUGUGAAGUAUGAGGAGAUGAAAGCGGACCCGAGCAUUCAAGUGAGGAGGUUGGCCAAUUUCAUUGGGCGUCCAUUCAACGAAGAAGAAUUGAGAAACGGGACCGUGGAGGGAAUACUGAGGAUGUGUAGCUUUGACAAUUUAAGUGCAUCGGAGGUGAGUAGGAGCGGCAAGUUGCCUACUGGAGUAGAGAACAAGUGGCUCUUCAGGAAAGGCGAGGUUGGAGAUUGGGUGAAUUACAUGAGCGCUGAGAUGGGAGAGAGAAUUGACGGCGUCAUGGAAGAAAAGUUGCAUGGUUCUGGUUUGAAGUUUUAA
This is a messenger RNA of Eucalyptus grandis, 333 nucleotides long. Its product is annotated as cytosolic sulfotransferase 5. The coding region runs from base 1 to 333 and encodes 110 amino acids. Gene Ontology annotation, molecular function: sulfotransferase activity. Gene Ontology annotation, cellular component: cytoplasm. Gene Ontology annotation, biological process: sulfation. The transcript has a single exon. The record is from RefSeq and is a predicted model, not a curated record. Lineage: Eukaryota; Viridiplantae; Streptophyta; Magnoliopsida; Myrtales; Myrtaceae.